Molecule: messenger RNA, 4576 nt
Organism: Cylas formicarius (sweet potato weevil)
Lineage: Eukaryota; Metazoa; Arthropoda; Insecta; Coleoptera; Brentidae
Exons: 20
Coding region: 295-3489 (1064 amino acids)
Source: RefSeq, a predicted model, not a curated record
UAUCGUUCGCUGUGCACUUGCUAGCAGCGUACGUUUUUAAAAUACCGUGAAUAUAUCUAAAGAAUUCCGUUCAUGCAGUGAGUGUGCGGUUAAAAUGUUUCUAAUCAGGUGGUCGCGUGUAAAACUCGUGUCUUAAAACGACUGAUUCCUCGAGUUUUUCAAAUUAAGAAUGUCUUAUUUGGAUUUGGGACGCAUUUUAGGGUAUAAAGCAUAUCUAGUACAUCUUAUCAUCAACGAUUGGUUAGAUACGCAAUUAUUUGUUUCGCUUGGUUCUAACUGUUUCGGACGAAUCCUAUGGGGCAAUGCACUUCGCGUAAGGCGGCUGGCGCCUUUGCAGCAUCCGCGGCAGUGUCACACAAACGACCUAAGAAAAUGCACAAAAUUAAGGACCAACAGAGUCCGGAUGAUGACAAUAACAAACGAUCUCCUAUCACAUCGGAUGAAGACCGACAUCUUCUAACAACCAACGGCAAUAAAAAAGUAAAUCCAGGAUGCACGAAGGGUGUGGCGAUGUCGUUUGGCUUCAAACGACGUGUUGGAGCGCCGUCGAUAGCCUCAAACGCGUCCGCAGCAAGGCGUUUGGCAAAUUCUGGUGCAAUUGAAAAUACAGAUAGAAAUGGAAACGAAGAGAGUGAAGCUGAGCCUUUGACAAGUAAUAUAGCUUCGACAGGACGAAGUACCCCUAGACUGGCACCGCCAAAGAAGGAAGCUAACGCGAGCACCAGAGUAUCGAGAUUCGGUUUCCGCCAGAAUCCGACCGAUCGUUUGAACAAAGUGGCGGAUCUAAACUCGGCACGUCGACCUGUUGAGUUUGGCGUGACAACAGUAAAAAAUGUCCCGGUCUCCAGUCGUCUCGUGUCUCCCACAGGAGACAGUGUUCAAUUUAAUGGCAGCAAACGCGUGGCAGCCGUGCAAGCGAGAAAUGGGAGUAUCGUCGGUGCCGUAACGGGUGGUGGAAAAGUGAUGGACAAUAAUAGAAAUGUAGAGAAGAGAAUACCGACAGGAUCGGCUCAACCGAAUCAGACCGGCAGAUUUACAUUUCAAACGAAUCAGUUGCCACGACCCGAAUCUAUAAAAGUCAUAGAAUCGAAAACGGCGAAAACAUUGGCCAAUAACCAUCGGAGAUUUGCUGGAAUGUAUCAGCAACACCACCAGGAAGAGACGGCAUCCAAAGACGGUUCACUGACUGAAGAUUCCGGCGUCGGUAGUCAUUUUAGCGGAUACUUGGGUGAGAACGAUGGUGCGCAGGAAAUCGAAAGGCUAAAUGAGUCACCGACGUUUGGGGCACGAUGGAGGAGUCACCAGAAACCAAGAAACCUAGAAGUAGUCACCACCAGCAAAAACACCUUUGAUGUGAGAGACAUGAACGAUUCCAACGACUCCAUAGAAAGUUGUGCUCCACCACCCUUGCCGCAGUUGCCAAGCGCAUUUAACGCAUCUAAGAAUAACGCCCAACACGCAUUGGGACUAGUACGUGAGAGAACAAUUGAGUAUCAGCGUCAUAUAGAUUGGGAAAAUAGAGGAAGGAAAAUUUCGGCGACGUCUUCGGAAGGAUUUAGCGACGAUUAUGGAGAGGAAGAAAAGACGUUUAGAGACAAAUUUAAAAGUGAAAAAUGCUUUAUCAAAACAAUUCCACACAAAACAUUCCUCAAAUCAAGAGCUAAUGAAAUCAAAGAAGCAGCUGAUUCCAGUCCGCCAAGUUCAGACGAACAAGAUUGGGUUCACGGUGGAGAAGCAAUGGCCGACGACAUAAGUUUCACCAUGAGCUCCAGUGAUGAAAGCAAGGAUAAACGAGACGAUGACAGCGAUAACAAUUCCAUCCCUGCAUCGACUGCAGUGAUUGAAACGGUUCUGCAGACGUUAGGAACAACGUCUUCGUCGUUCUGCUUCACUCAAGCAACUAGAGACCUAAAGAGUGUGUUUCUUACUUUUGAAGAUCCCAAUUUCGCCGCAGUAGCUGCAUCUAGCACGACGGGUUCUUUAUUAGACGACGAAAUACUCUCCCCCGUUGAAAGUUUGCUUAGCUGUUCAGACACAGAGGAGUUGGUAAAAAAGAAGUUAAUUCAUUCAUCGUCUAACUCCAAAGAUGUCAACGAGAACCUUACCCCCACGUCACCUGCUGGGACUCCUACGAACGCAACUAACUCUCUUUCAUUAUCAGAUGGUAAAGACGAUUUUCUUAUUGAUGAUGAGAUCGCCGACCAACCUGCGUUGGUGUUUGAGGAUACAAUUACCAAUGACAACAAUUUCAGCACUUCGCAAAAUAACUCGGAAAAUACCCCAACAAUUAAGGAUGCAACUCCGAAGCCAAGAAGAAAGGUUUCUGGAUCAAUUGAAGGAAGUCCUUUAAACAUCAAAAGCAGAAAAUUCCUUCAGAGUAGAACAGGAAGUUUGGAUACCUUGUCCCCAUGCGAAAGUAUUGCCAGUGAUGAUUUGAUGAUGGACUAUGAUGUCAGCCAAAGUAUUAGUCAAAGUAGUGGACUGGAUGAUUGUGAUAGGCAUAGUUAUGGAUUUCCAUCACUUCAGGAACCACCAGUAUUUAAAGAAGCCGAACACUGUCGGACCGCGAAAGACUGGAUAGUUAAUAAUGACCGAUCAACAAAAAGCACAAACUCAAGAGCACGCCUUCUUUCCCGAUCACGAACCGGAACGCCUAAUUCGGUACCAGAUUCACCCCGUUCGCUGGACAGUCGAAUUAAUUUGCGUCAUACCCAACGUCCUUCCUCUACAAGUAGUCCAAUAAGAUCGCGCUUUUCUCAUUUGCCUAACCAAUCUGAAGGUCUAGACUCAGACAAUGACAGUAUAAGGCUUGACAGAACUAACCAUACUGCCAUCAAGCAGGACAUUGUAGGCAUAAAAACCAUGCUGUUGAAAUUGAGAAGGGUCCUAAACGAGCAGAUAGAAGAAGAUUUAUUGUUGAGGUCGGAUACUCACAACCCAUUCGAGAACCAGGUUCUAGCGAAUGGGCUCUUCAACACUAUCUACCCGACGGAGCAGCCAAAUGCACAAAACGAGGACAACAUGCAAGAAGCUAGAUUGGAAUUGGCGGACCUAAGACGACAAGUCAUCUUUCUUCAGGGCCAACUAGAAGAUAAGGAAAAAGCGGUACAGCAUCUGCAGGAACAAGUGGUGCAGCUCGUAGAUCAAAAUUAUCAAUCCAACUCCGCACCAGCUUCUACUAUCACAUCGGACAGUCUAAGAUGUAACGCCGCAACACAAACAGACCGGAUUCGCCCUAUAUCUGCCGGUCCAUCUCUACUAAAUGGUUCUUCCGUUGACGGAUCGCCGGGUUCGUUAGUCAGUGCGAAUGAAUCGUCUCAGAGCAAGCGGCAUAAUCGCAUCGCGCAGAACAGCUCACGUUCACCUACAAAAAGGUCACCAAGGUUAUGGUGUCGACCUGAUGAAUCACCAUCACCACAGCGCUACGCUUCAUCAAUUCCGAGAAGAGCGACUAGUCGUAGUAGAACACCGGCUUCCAUAUCAUCGUAAUUUGGGAAACCUAUUUCUUGGAGUAUGUCUUCUAUGUUUUUCGGAUUUUUAUUGGGCAAUUUAACUGCCGCAUGUUUUAAAAACGAAAGCGGUAUUUGGCCAAUUAUAGGAAAUCGGUAGCGGUCAUAGAGUGCCUAACAACAUUGCGUAAAUAACUUGCACUAUAAUUUCGAAAACCAUAUGAGGGCUACGCGUCUGGAUACACGACUUAUUACACAUUCCUUCUCUAUUUUAUUAUCGAUUUUAACAGGCCACCAACACUAAAAAAAAUUAUGCACUCAUUAUAUUUUUCCUUGAGGUUUACAGUAGCUGCGUGUAGUAUUUGAAUAGUUGCAUGCAUCAUGCGAUGUGGUUCACUGCUUUUCAGUUAAGUUAAUACCACAUCAGUGAUGGACCACUUUGGAUAAUGUCGAGAGUCCAUUUAAAUAAAUGUCUAGUAUUAAUCGACCUCUUCAAACACUUUAAAAUCAUAUCGAAACUUACAGGGUUAGGGUCAGUCAGUCAGUCAGGUCAAUAUUAAGCAAUGAUCUAGGAGGCGACACUCUGCCAUAAGAAAAACUUGAUCUAUAUAUUAUAUAUAAGAUCUAGGUACCGAUUUAUAUUGGUCGUAUCGCUAACUAAAUUUGGCCGUACAUUCCAUCGUUACGCGUACUUGCCCAAUAGAAAUUUAUGUAACUCGCUGGUAAUGUUCCAAAAUAUUUUUGUAUAUUAAGAGUAAGGUAACUUUUUGACUGUGAUUUUAUUUAAUAGUAAAGUUUCUUUUUUUAAACUAAUAGGCGAACAUAGCCAACUAGCUACGAUAAUAUUGAAUUAAAAUUAUAAAAUUAAAUUAAAAAAGUUAUUACUGGUAUGCAAAACUUGCCUCCAAAAUUAUAGCAAAAUUUUAUUCUAUUUAUUUCUGAGAUAAAUUUCACGUAUUUCCGAAAACUCGGCUUACGUUUUUUCGUAACUUUUGUAUAUUUUGAACGUAUUUAUUUGUUCAAUGUAGAAUUCCAUUUUUUUUACAUUAUGAAAGCUUAUCGUCAGUCCGUAAGUAUUAAUAAUGUAAUAACUUAGAAAUAUAGCCGUAAUAAAUGAUUCAUUCUAA